CGGAGAGCUGACCGAUCCCUCCCGCCCCCGCGCUCGCGCGUUCCUGCCGGACGAGGGUCGCGGUGCGCCUGCGCCCGGGCAGGGGUUGCCUUGGCGACUCGGCCUUUCUCCGUUUUCCUUCUCUCGCCCCCCUGCGGCUCCCUGGUCCGCGCCUGCGCAGAGGACUCGGCACGGAGAUUAUCUAAAGACACAGGGAAAAUGGUGGAAAAUUCACCGUCGCCAUUGCCAGAAAGAGCGAUUUAUGGCUUUGUCCUUUUCUUAAGCUCCCAAUUUGGCUUCUUACUGUAUCUUGUGUGGGCUUUUAUUCCUGAAUCUUGGCUAAACUCCUUAGGCUUAACCUAUUGGCCUCAAAAAUACUGGGCAGUUGCACUGCCUGUGUACCUCCUCGUUACGGUAGUGAUUGGUUACGUGCUCUUAUUCGGGAUGAACAUGAUGAGUACCUCUCCACUCAACUCCAUUCAUACGAUCACAGAUAACUAUGCCAAAAACCAACAGCCGAAGAAAUACCAAGAAGAGGCCAUCCCAGCAUUAAGAGAUAUUCCUAUUAGUGAAGUAAACCAAAUGUUUUUUCUUGCAGCCAAAGAACUUUACACCAAAAACUGAAUUGUACAUAGACUAAUACCAAACAUUUAUUACAAAUUUUUGAUGGAAGAAUUUCGACCAUAGUAAUUUUGACUGUCUUUCUGAUUAAUAUCCAGUAUUGAAAUGUUAAAAAAAAAAGGAAAGAAAAAUGUAAGUUGAACUUCUCUCAGAUUAAGUUCUAUUAAUAUUAUAAAUGUUAUCAAAUAGUAGUUACUAAUGGACAGAGUAAAUAAAAUACCGCAUUACCGUA
Molecule: messenger RNA, 832 nt
Organism: Mesoplodon densirostris (Blainville's beaked whale)
Lineage: Eukaryota; Metazoa; Chordata; Mammalia; Artiodactyla; Ziphiidae
Gene: PIGP
Product: phosphatidylinositol glycan anchor biosynthesis class P
Exons: 5
Coding region: 199-603 (134 amino acids)
Biological process (GO): GPI anchor biosynthetic process
Molecular function (GO): phosphatidylinositol N-acetylglucosaminyltransferase activity
Source: RefSeq, a predicted model, not a curated record